AACUGACCUUCGGUCGAAACGGCAAAUUGAUUUUGUUUGAGUUACAGGGAUAUUUAUUGCAUAGUAAUGCUGCAGAUUAGUGGUAUAAUUUCCUGCAGAAAUCUCGAUUCCAUCUUCCAGUCGGUGUUGUAGGAUGAAUAGGUAACGCAGGUCUGCAGGAAUCUAGAGAAUGUGGUCUACACUUGGUCCUCAUGAAGGCUAAUGGCAGUAAUAAUACACAAAAAGAAGCCAGUAUGCAUAUCAACAAGCCCACAACAAGACGUAUUGCAGUACUGUGUAGGAUACUACAAAAUUCUUUUAUGCCUCAACAAAAUACUGUCAGCAUCAGACAGCAUAAUAAAUCUUACUCGGGUGAAUAUCGUGUGACAAUUGGUGAUGUAACGAAGGAGGUGAAACCAGCAAGGAAUCCUCAGUUUGUCCCACUUAAUUAUUUGAAUAAAGAACUGUCUCAGGAAUGUCUACAGCAUUUACGAUGGAUGAUGCAGAAGGACCUUUUGGGUCAAGACAUUUUCCUGAUUGGUCGACCUGGUCCUCUGCGUCGUCAACUGACAAUGCAGUAUCUUGAAAUGACAGGCCGUGAACUGGAGUAUGUGGCUCUGUCACGAGAUACCACAGAAGCAGACUUGAAGCAACGCAGAGAAAUACAAAAUGGAACUGCAAAAUAUUUUGAUCAGAGUGCAGUGAGAGCUGCAGUAGAAGGAAGAAUUCUGGUGCUGGAAGGAAUAGAGAAGGCAGAGCGAAAUGUGCUACCCAUCUUGAACAACUUGCUGGAGAACAGAGAAAUGCAUUUGGAGGAUGGACGUUUCUUGAUUCCAGCUUCCCGUUACGAUAAAUUGUUGAAGGAAUACAGUAAAGAGGAGCUGGAUCAAUGGCAUCUAGUUCGAGUGAGUGAAGACUUUAGGGUCAUAGCACUUGGAAUUCCUGUUCCACGAUACCUGGGAAAUCCUUUGGAUCCCCCAUUGCGCUCACGGUUCCAAGCCAGGGAUAUCAGUGGCCAUACAUUCAAAGAACAGUUGGAGGAAUUACGGCAGUCUGCGCCUAGUGUGGAUCCAGCACAGAUCUCACAGUUAUUGUCAUGCUGCUAUUCGUUAUUGUCUCCAGAGUCUUCCUCACUUGGGUUGCCAGAUUUUCCUGUAGACAGAUUGCCAGCAGCUGUGACACUGAUGGAGACAUUACCAUCUCUGCCUCCAUUUGAGGUCCUGUAUCGAUUAUACCCAUAUAAGAUUUUUUUGCCAAGAGAAGGGAAACAAUCAGUUGAGGACCUGCUGUGUACUUUCCACCUUAAGACAUUGACAAAGCAUAGUUCAUCAAGCAUACAAAAUGUCAUUCCAUCUUCGCAGGAUCAGACUGCACAAGUGAGGAUAAAUUAUAAUGGUCAACAAGCACAAUUUCAGGUGGUAUGUGGUACUGGAGAACGAGCAUCUUCUUCAACAGGUUUCAUUGAAACUUCAUACCAGGAGCAGUUGCUGGCUCAACUACUCCAGUCUCAUCUUGUAGGAGACUUCUGUAUCAUUGGACCUCGAGGCUGUGGGAAAAGUGCUACUGUUAACAGAUUGGCAGCUCUGUUGAAUUAUCAAAUAGAACCAAUUGUGCUGUAUCAGGACAUGACUUCACGAGAUUUGGUUCAGCAAAGAACAACACUUCCAAAUGGGGAUACUGUAUGGCAGAACUCUCCACUGGUUACUGCUGCUCUUGAAGGCAAGAUGGCAGUACUAGAUGGUAUCCAUAGAAUCCACCCUAGUACUCUGGCUGUUAUUCAAAGGUUAGUACAUGACCGAGAACUGCAGCUGCAUGAUGGACGUCGACUUGUCCGACAUGAUCGCUUUGAUGAAUAUAAAACUCGUCAUAAUCUGUCAGAGCAGCAGCUACAUGACUCAGGACUUCUCAGGAUCCAUCCUGCUUUCCGUAUAGUAGCUCUUGCUGAACCUCCAAUUCAGGGCAGCAUUGCUGGUCAGUGGUUGUCAGCUGAGAUACUCAGUCUGUUCCUCUUUCAUGAGAUGCGACCACUUGCUCUGCAUGAAGAGAUUCACAUUGUUAAAUCAUUGUAUGGUCAGGUUGGUCAGCCACUGGCUAGUGUGAUGGAAUUAGCUCAUAAACUUAGAGAAUCAGAAGAUCCAACUAUUCAGUCGUUAGCUGGAUCGCUGUCUACAAGACAGUUACUUCGUAUUGCUCGACGCAUGGCCAUGUAUGAAACAGAGAGUCCAGCUGCAGCCAUUCAUCGAGCUUGCCUGGCAAGAUUCCUCCCAACACUUGCCCGCCAGGCGUUGGACAGAGUUCUGAAUGAUGGUGGUGUCAGUAUUGUUGCUGAGCCAAGUGACCCUACUUUAAAGGUUUGUGAGGUGCAGGGUAAUGUAGUGAGAAUUGGAAACACAACUGCUCCUCGAUAUCAAACCUCAGCUACUAGCAAGGUGCCAGAUGUGCUGUUCUUUGAUGUGCCCCAGCAUAUAUCUGCACUAGAAUGGCUUCUACAGGACUUCUUACUUGGUGAACAUCUGUUGCUUGUAGGUAAUCAGGGUGUUGGGAAGAACAAACUUGCUGACCGGCUUUUGCAGUUGCUAAAUCAUCCUCGAGAGUACAUCCAGCUGCAUAGGGACACAACUGUACAGACAUUAACACUUCAGCCCACAGUAAGAGAUGGUGUUGUGGUAUAUGAGGAUUCACAAUUGGUUCAGGCGGUCAAGCAUGGCCAUGUGCUCAUUGUAGAUGAAGCUGACAAGGCUCCCACACACGUUACAUGUAUCCUUAAGACUUUGGUGGAAUCUGGUGAGAUGAUUCUGUCUGAUGGCAGGCGUCUGGUUCCUCAUUCAGAUCCUCGAGUUGGCACUAAUUCUGCAUCCAUCAUUCCUGUUCAUCCAGACUUCAGAAUGAUCAUUCUUGCCAAUCGCCCAGGCUUUCCAUUUCUUGGCAAUGACUUCUUUGGAGCUUUAGGAGACUUGUUCAGCUGUCAUGCUGUGGACAACCCAAGCCCAGAGUCUGAACUUUCAUUGCUAGAGCAAUAUGGCCCUAAUGUAUCUGGAAAAAUAAUUUUGAAAUUAGUCAAGGCCUUUGGUGAACUUCGGAACAUGGCAGAUCAGGGUCUGGUUCACUACCCGUACUCAACAAGGGAAGUUGUAAACAUUGUGAAACACCUUCAGGAAUUCCCUAAUGAGAGCCUGGCAAGUGUGGUGCGCAACGUGUUCGACUUUGACAGCUACAGUAAGGAAGUCCUGGAGAUAUUAAUGCAGACAUUGCAUAAACAUGGCAUCCCUUUUGGAGCUGACCCCUCCAAUGUGAACUUAGCUAAAGAACUCCCACUGCCUCUCGUGCAGCUAGCUGGAGGCUGGACCAUCAUGCAUUCACUACCCCCAACUCAGCUUGCUGUUGAGGAGAGGUUCUUGAAGAUGAAGGAAGCCCAUAUUCUCAAACAGAACAAUCAUCCCCUGGACAAGGUAGAAGCCAGGGCUGCUGUGUUCAGUGAGAUGCAGUCUUACUGGUCCAUACCCAUCAAAGAAACUGCCUUUGUUGUAGGCCUUGCAGUCAGCAAAGGUACAGGUACAGACCUACUUGAAGAUUGGAUUCAUGUUCUGACUAUGAACCCACUGACACUGUAUACAAUGAAGCCAUCAGGAGCAAUUAUCCAAGAGCUGUCACUCCAGGGUUUAAUCACUCCAGUGCGAGGUGCUCGACCCUACUUUGUGCUGUCACCAUUAGAUAAUGGUGACCGAAUGCUGAUUCAUGAGGAAACGUCUAACAGGCUCAUAGUGGUAGACUUGACUGCUAGAAGGGCCAACCAGAUACCAUUGUUAUCCACAUUCAGGUCAGCCACAGAGGGUUUUGCCCGGACGAUGGGAACUGAAGUUGGCAAUUGGCACAUGAUGACAGACAUGCUGGAUCAGACAAACUCUGUGAUUCUUUAUGAGAUUGGAGGCAGCAAAGUUGAAGUGGUGAAUGUCAGAACCAUGACAGCAAUGUCAUUCUCUCUCCCUUUUCAUAUUAGUUCAAUAAAUUUACCUUCCAUCAAUAAAUGGCUCAUAGAAGAUACAGUUAACAAGAAGUAUGUGCUAUCAAAAGUCAGUCCUACAGACCCAUGCCCAAGCAUGCUACAGCCAAUUGGUGAUACUUGUAGCAACUCCCUUGGUUACAUUGUUACAUGUGACUCUGAGAAUCUACCAUUUGACAUGCUUAGUGAUGCCCUUGGUCAGAAACUGAGUGCUCCUAAUCGUAUACUCUGCACUGAUAAUACAUAUGCUGCUGUAGCUGUUGGCUUCCCUGAAUUGGACCAAACUGAAAAUGAACUAUAUGUAUGGCCUCGACCAGCUAAGCAUCGAGGGAGACCGUAUACUGCCAUCAUUCUGAGAGACUGUGGCCAGGUUGUGUGCCCUGUGAGUUCUGCUCAAGUGCCAAAAGAAUUGAUCUCUUCAGACAAGAUUCAGCCUGCUGUGUCUGGUUAUUUGGAGAUCACUGACAUCGUUAAUCAGAAGCUGCGUUAUCUUCCUGUACCACAGCCAUUUUCCGUCUCUUCUGUUACUCCUUGGCUGUACUCACAGCUACCCUUGAACCUUGCGGCAGGGAGCAAUCAGGGUCUAGUGACUGUGGACUCUGGUGGGUGUGUCAGACUUUGGGAGACAUCUCUGUUUAGCCUGGAAAAAUCUAUGAUGGAAUGGAGGCAAAUGAUUGGUUCUGAUCGAAAGUACUUGCAGGUCACAGUUGACCGACCCAGUGGGUUAGAUGUCACUAAGCCAAAACAUGGUAAAGUGGAUGAAACCGGAGCCCCUCAUGUGGGAGGAAAUAUGUGGGCUGGAGGUACAGGUGGCAGGGACACUGCUGGUCUUGGAGGGAAGGGAGGUCCUUAUAGAUUAGAUGCUGGUCACAAGGUUCAUCAGGUUACACAGGCAGAGAAAGAUGCAGUGCCAGAACAUGUGAAAAAAGCUGCACGUGAAAUGGGGCAGAGAGCAUUCAAACAGCGGUUACGUGAAAUCCAGAUGAGCGAGUAUGAUGCUCAGUUGUAUGCGCAGUUCUCAGAUGCUGUUAGCAGACAGGUACAAGCUCUGAGGGUGAUUCUUAACAGUCUGCAAGCGAAGUCAAGGGAACGACAGUGGAUGCGACAUCAAACCGUUGGAGAACUGGAUGACACCAAACUAAUUGAGGGUUUGACUGGAGAGAAGACAAUAUACCGGAGGCGAGCAGAGAAAGACCCAGAGGUGGGAACACCUCAAACAAAACCAAAACGGCUCAAACUUGUGAUUGAUGUCUCAGGCAGUAUGUACAGGUUCAAUAGUUAUGAUGGCAGGCUUGAUCGUGAGAUGGAAGCAGUGGUAUUGGUAAUGGAAGCUUUCCAAGGCCAUGAAGGCAGAAUCCAAUAUGAUAUAGUUGGGCAUUCAGGCGAGAGCCAUGAUGUUACAUUUGUGGACCACAAAAAUCCACCAACUGACAACAAACAACGACUAGACAUAAUCAAGACAAUGCAUGCCCAUUCACAAUACUGUAUGUCAGGAGACAACACCCUAGAAGCCACACAGUAUGCGAUAGCUUCUCUGAGUCAAGAAGACUGUGAUGAAGCAAUUGUGGUUAUACUGUCUGAUGCAAAUCUAGAACGUUACGGCAUACCUCCAGAGAGCCUUGCAAGAGCAAUGAAUUCCAACCCUAGAGUCAGUGUAUAUGCCAUCUUUAUUGGUUCAUUAGGAGAUCAAGCAUCAAGAUUAACAAACAAAUUGCCAGCAGGUCGAUCGUUUGUAUGUCUUGACUUGAAGAACAUCCCUCAGAUUUUGCAGCAGAUUUUUGCUGCUUCUGUUCUCAAUACUCGGUGACCAUACUCCUUUCAUAGUGUCCUUUCUUACUAGAGUGAACUGUAAUUGACAAUUUAAAGAUCAUAUUUUAUAGUCUCAACCAUACAAGUAUGUGAAUAUGGUACCGCAGCCUAUACAGUCUAGACUGCAAUGAGAGAGAUGAGAGAAUGAUGGUUCAGAUGCAUUAACUUUUAUGGCUGUGCACAUGUAUUUCAGUGACUUUAAUAGUGACCAAGAAACAUCACAUAACCUGAGAGUCUAAAAUGUAUAAUUAUGCAAUCAUUGUUCUCCUCAACUUGUGUCUAAUACAUUUCAAAUCCUUCCCUUACUGUGUUAUUUUUAUAUGGGAUAUCUUAUGUUAAACAUAUCCUAAGUUACAGGAUGUUUACUGACAACUUGAUAGUUCUGACUGUAAAGCACAGUUGCCAAGAAAAUAGAACACUUUGAAAAAUGUUGUUGUUGUUAUAAGAAGAAGAUUAAAGUGAGACAAGAGGAUAUGCCAAUAA
Molecule: messenger RNA, 6271 nt
Organism: Zootermopsis nevadensis
Lineage: Eukaryota; Metazoa; Arthropoda; Insecta; Blattodea; Termopsidae
Gene: c12.2
Product: von Willebrand factor A domain-containing protein c12.2
Cellular component (GO): cytoplasm
Molecular function (GO): ATP hydrolysis activity; ATP binding
Source: RefSeq, a predicted model, not a curated record